AUGCUCCGCGUUACUGUAUUUUGGUUGGCUCUGAUCCCAAAUUAUGCACUUACGAGCUGCCCUUUCGUCGAUCGUGAUGACUAUCUACACGAGCAGGCUAGACUGUACAAAGCUCUACUCAAGGAUUAUGAUCCUAGACUUUCUGCAGUAUCAAUGCAAACACUGAACUCAUCAGUGGAGCUGAAUCCUGGUCUUCCUCGUUAUGAAGCUUGGAUCACAUUAGUCUUUAUGAAAAUGAUUCAAGUGGUUGAACCCGAACAAAAAGUUGAUUUCAUUUUUGAAUAUGCGAUAGAUUGGAAAGACGAACGAUUACGGUGGAAUGCGUCCGAGUACUGCGGGAUUGAACGGAUAUACUUGGCUACUACAGAUGUUUGGAUCCCUGAGGUUACCAUAAUUGACGCGCAUUCUUCUCAAGACUAUCGAGAAGAUUAUAAAAAAUUCGUUUGGCUCAACUCGUCAGGUUAUGCUAAUUAUUUCGUACCAACCCUCACAUCAACCAUCUGUACGAUCAAGGUUCGAGAUUUUCCUUUUGACCAUCAGGAAUGCUACAUUAAAACGAUGGCUCAAUCAUUUUCUGCAUGGGAGUACCGUAUCCGAGCCGUGCUCAAAAAUACGUUAUUCGAAAAUUCUUCCGCCAUCGAAGAUAUGGGGAAUGGAGAAUGGCAAAUAAAAAAUGUGUCAGUGAAAUCGAAAUUUGCGGAUAAUGGGGACGAAUACGCUACCGAGAUGAAUAUUUUUGUGAUUACAAUGAAAAGGAACGCUUCAUUCUACAUUACCAUGAUUAUUAUGCCAUCGUUCAUUAUCAAUGUCCUUUCAAUUUUUGGUGUUUUUCUCAGAACGGCGGACAGCAUGGGGAAGCUUGGAAUAGCGUUGACUAACCUUAUGUCAUUGACAUUUAUAUUGGGUAUACUUGCCACUGCUUUGCCAAAGACGAAGGAUCUGCCCAGGAUAGCAAUUUUCGUGAUGUUAAAUUUAUGCAUCAUGGUCCUGGCUCUCGUCACAACGCUCCUCCUCACACAUUUCAAACACUACAUCGAUGGAGAUCCAGAAGUGGCUGAUAGCACUGGCGAAAAGAGGAAGCGGAAAGAUGGGAAGCUGUUCCGAUUAGCGCACAUAGGAUCAUUCGUGCUGCUUGAAAUAGCAAACCUUGUCAAUUUUAUUAUUCUAGUUGUGUGA
Necator americanus (New World hookworm) is the source of this 1176-nucleotide messenger RNA. RefSeq lists its product as uncharacterized. The record is from RefSeq and is a predicted model, not a curated record. Gene Ontology annotation, cellular component: neuron projection; plasma membrane; synapse. Lineage: Eukaryota; Metazoa; Nematoda; Chromadorea; Rhabditida; Ancylostomatidae. The transcript has 13 exons. Gene Ontology annotation, biological process: signal transduction; nervous system process; regulation of membrane potential. Bases 1 to 1176 code for a protein of 391 amino acids. Gene Ontology annotation, molecular function: transmembrane signaling receptor activity; transmitter-gated monoatomic ion channel activity involved in regulation of postsynaptic membrane potential; excitatory extracellular ligand-gated monoatomic ion channel activity.